AAAAUUUGACUGUCUUUGUUGACAUUGUGUAAAGUUGUUGUACCACGUGAGUUUUAAGGUUAUGGGUCGUGGGAGGCACAAAGGUUCUUUUAACAAGAAGCGUGGCUCUCACCGAAAAAAGAAGUCUUUUUCCGAAAAGCAUUUAAAAACAUAUUCGUCUGAGAUUGUUACCCACGAUACAAACAGCAAAAAACGGAUAAACCACAUUGCAGAAAGAAAUGUUUCUUAUCCGAAGACGAAGAAAAGUGUCAGAUCUGAGGACUUAAAUAUUGACAGUGGUUCAAGUGAGGAAGAAAAUGAUUACAGGCAACUACUUUCAACAUUGAACGAAGUGAGUAAUGCAGAAAGAUUAGCAGUAGGAAGUGAUGAUGAGUUCAUUAGCUCUGAGGAGGAAGGAACUCAGGAGAGCUCUCUGCCUGGCAGGGAAGUUUUCCUAAACAAAAACAUAGCUUCCAGCCAAAUCAUGGAUCCAGAGAGGAAACACCCAGGCGACAUUCCAAGCAGCCAAAACGCAAAUGAGGUUGCAUCUACUGAUGAAGAAAAGGAUUACUACAACAAUGAGUGUGAAGUUGAUGGCAAAGGAAAUUCAGGGAUUGAAGACAGAAGUGAUCGCAAAUACAUUGAAGAGGAAGAAGAAGAAGAAGAAGAAGAAGCCAAAGAAGAUAAUUUGUUGGACCCUUUCAUCACCCAUUUUAAUUUUGAACUUGAUUCUUCAUUACUUGGGGCAGUUACAGAAGAGCCACCACAUGUAAUAAGAUCACAUGUAAAAUGGCCAGUUCUUGGAAAUUUAACAGUUACCCUACCAUGUUCUAUUGAAACAAGCACCAGUGAUAAAUUUGGGGAAGGAAAAAUAUCUAUUAGUGAACAGAAAACUUUUGCUAAACAGGGCACAGUCCCUAAAAUUGUUGAAGGUCCUGGCUGGCUGAAAUUUUAUGUGAAGUCUCAAAUUCAGAACAACCUGACAAAAGCCAAUUACUGUAAUUUGAAGACAGAUGAAACUAAAGAAAUCAUUUCCCUCACUCCAUUGCAACGUGAAUUGUUCUCAGUAAUUUUAAAGUAUCAAGAUCUAUAUUUUCCAGAAAGAACAUUUAAUAACUGUGAACAGAUUAAAUUUGUAUAUUGUCUACACGCCAUUAAUCACAUCUUGAAAACACGACUAAAAAUUGUGCAUCACAAUGCAAAGCUUUUAAAGAAACAAGAAGUACCUGAUGAGUUCAGGGAUCAAGGCUUAGUAAGGCCAAAAGUUUUAAUAUUUGUCCCCUUUAGACAUUCAGCAUACAGAAUUGUGCAGAUGAUGAUAUCAAUUCUUUUGCCAGAUGAAAAAGCAAAUGUUAUCAAUAAAAGCCGGUUUUUUGAGGAAUACACUGGAGAGAGUGUUGCAAUGCCAAAAAAGAAUCCAAAACCAGAGGAUUAUGAGCUUACUUUUGCAGGAAAUACUGAUGACAAUUUCAGGAUAGGUUUAUCAGUUACAAAGAAGAGUUUAAAGUUAUAUGCUGAUUUUUAUUCAGCAGAUAUAAUAAUUGCAUCACCAUUGGGACUACGUGUUGUUAUUGGUGCUGAAGGUGAGAAAGAGCGGGACUUUGAUUUUCUGUCAUCCAUAGAAGUCUUAAUACUGGAUCAGACUGAAAUAUUUUUGAUGCAGAAUUGGGACCACCUGUUGCAUGUAAUGGAGCAUUUACAUCUGCAACCACGAACAACACAUGGAACUGAUUUCUCACGGGUACAUAUGUGGGCUAUUAAUGGGUGGACCAAAUUCUAUCGACAGUCAAUAAUUUUUUCAUCAGUCAAUUUACCAGAGAUAACUUCUCUUCUUAAUCAUCACUGUCGAAACUAUGGUGGUCGUGUAUUUGUUGAAAAUCCGGCUACUACAGGUGCAGUGUCUGGUGUGGUUGUGCAAGUUCCUCAGGUGUUUAAUAAAUUUGAUGCCAGUAGUCCACUUGAUGCAAUUGAUGAAAGAUUUAGCCAUUUUGUGAAAAAAAUAUUGCCACAAUACAAGGACAGCAUAAUGAAUCACACCCUAAUAUAUAUACCAUCUUAUUUUGAUUUUGUAAAGGUCAGAAAUUUUUUCAAAGCGGAAGACAUCAAUUUUGUCCAGCUAUGUGAAUAUUCAAAGGAAGGAAAAAUGGCUAGAGCAAGGGAUAUGUUUUUCCAUUCAAGCGCUCAUUUUUUGCUGUACAGUGAAAGGUUGCACUUCUUCCGCCGUCUUCAUAUUAAAGGAAUUCGCCACAUAAUAUUUUAUCAGUUGCCGACAUUUCCUCAUUUUUAUACAGAAAUGUGCAAUUUGAUGCAGGAAGCAAACCAAAAUAAAGAUGGUGGAAAUGAAAGUAAUAUGACUGUAACUGCUCUAUAUUCAAAAUAUGAUGCUCAGAGGUUAUCACCAAUUGUCGGUUUUGGCAGGGCAGUAAGAAUGAUUUCAUCACAGAAAAAUGUUCAGAUGCUGUUGACAGGAGAGUAAAGGUCUAUUGUGUAAAUGACAGUGCAUGUUGACAAUGCACUUUAUCUCAUUUUGCAUAUUUCAUCAACAACAACUACUACUACUACUACUACUACUACUACUACUACUAUAAUGACAAAAUCAGUGGUACAAAAGGUACAAAUACGAGGGUUAUUCCAAAAGUAAGGUCCGGUUAUAAAAAAAAAAAUCAAAACUAAAAUGUUUUUUCAAAACAAUUGUUUUAUUUACAUUCCUUACAUCUUUAUCUAUUUUUCUACAUAACUUCCAUACUUAUUUAAACAUUUGUCACAUCGUUCAACAAGCUUUUGAAUGCCCAUGUUAUAGAAAUCGGCCGCCUGUGAUGAUAACCAGUCCUUAACUGCUUCUUUCACUUCAUCAUCUGUGUCGAAGCGCUUGCCGCCGAGAAACUCCUUUAAGUAACGGAACAGUUGGAAAUCACUUGGCGCCAGGUCCGCACUGUAAGGAGGAUGGUCCAUCUGUUCCCAUCCAAAUUUCUUGAUCAGAGCUUGCGUUUCAUUUGCAGUGUGGGGUCUGGCAUUGUCAUGCAACAACAAGAUUCCAGACGACAGAAGACCACGUCGCUUAUUCUGGAUUGCACGUCGAAGUUUAGUCAGGGUAGCGCAGUAGGCGGCUUUAUUAAUCGUUGUUCCUCUCUCCAUAAAGUCGACUAACAAUACUCCACGUCUAUCCCAGAACACAGUCGCCAUAACCUUACGUCUUGAGAUUGUCUGCUUUGCCUUGACCUUGACUGGCGAUGACGUGUGACGCCAUUGCAUUGACUGACGUUUAGACUCUGGAGUGAUGUGAGAAACCCAUGUCUCAUCCCCUGUGACAACAUUGUCUAAAAGACUGUCACCUUCCUUAUGAUAUCGCUCCAAAAAAUCAAGAGCAAAAGCCAUUCUUUUCAUUCGUUGGGGCUCAGUAAGCAGCCUGGGAACCCAACGGGCACACAAUUUGUGAAACUUCAAAUGUUCAGACACAAUUCUGUACAAAGUUGUUCUACUCACAUUCGGAAAAUGCAUGUCUACGUCUGUAAUAGUGAAUCGGCGAUCUUCACGAAUUUUUUUGUCAACCGCAUUGACCAAAUCGUCUGAAAUCACUGAUGGUCGGCCACACCAUGGUUCAUCGUGCACAUUAUCCCGUCCUUCAUUAAAAGCUCGCACCCACUUGCGCACUUUACUGUCGCUCAUUAUGUUAGGACCGUACACUUCAGUAAUCUGCCGAUGGAUUUCCGCCGCUGAAUUGUUUCUUGCAGACAAAAACCGUAUCACUGCCCUUACUUCACAAUCGGCGGGCUGAUCAAUUGUCUUAAACAUUGUAAAGUGACACUGUGAACUACACUCAGCAACAGUAACAAAGCGAAUGGCGGCGUUUGACGCGCAAGGCUUGCCGGGAGUCGGCGCGCAUGCGUGUUUUGUCAUUGGCGCCAAAUUUCAAUAGUUACGGCGAAUCGGACUUUACUUUUGGAAUAACCCUCGUAUAAGAAUUAACCUUUCUGUGUACAUAUUUAAAGUAAUGUAAUUUUGAUAAGCUAUUUUUAUGUUGCUCUGAGAAAUGGUGAAUUAAGUGAAAUAAAAGAGACUCUUUCAUAAUAAUUUUGUAUUGCUAAAAAUGUAUUUUCCACUUGAUAUUAUUAAAGAAUUAUUUAUUUAACUAA
This is a messenger RNA of Schistocerca serialis cubense, 4112 nucleotides long. RefSeq names its product U3 small nucleolar RNA-associated protein 25 homolog. The record is from RefSeq and is a predicted model, not a curated record. Gene Ontology annotation, biological process: maturation of SSU-rRNA from tricistronic rRNA transcript (SSU-rRNA, 5.8S rRNA, LSU-rRNA). Lineage: Eukaryota; Metazoa; Arthropoda; Insecta; Orthoptera; Acrididae. Bases 62 to 2455 code for a protein of 797 amino acids. The transcript is spliced from 8 exons. Gene Ontology annotation, cellular component: nucleolus; small-subunit processome. Gene Ontology annotation, molecular function: rRNA binding; U3 snoRNA binding.